Messenger RNA from Neoarthrinium moseri, 1437 nucleotides. RefSeq lists its product as uncharacterized. The record is from RefSeq and is a predicted model, not a curated record. The transcript has 3 exons. NCBI's taxonomy places the organism in Eukaryota, Fungi, Ascomycota, Sordariomycetes, Amphisphaeriales, Apiosporaceae. The coding region runs from base 1 to 1437 and encodes 478 amino acids.
AUGUCGGCCGACGAUCAACAGUUCCUGGACGUGCUCUCGUCUCUGCCCAACCAGAUCCGCCGCUACUCGACCGACGUGGCCGACUAUGUUGACAAGACGGUCGACAAAGCCGCCGACAGCGUGCGUGAUAGCCUCGCGUCGGUGGCAUGGCUACCAGACUACAUCAGACCCUCGCCGCCGCGCCCGCCGCCCGUUGCCAUCGUCCCCAUGACGGCGUACGAGAAGCUGCAGGACUGGGUCUCGAGACACAAGAUCCUGACUGGUGUCAUGGUCCUCGGCGUCACCUACGUCACAUACAAGGCCGUCCGCACGAGCAAAUCCAUGCGCAAAUCCAGGCGGGCUAAGCGCGCAAAGAACGGAGGGAGGCUCGAGGUUGUCGUCAUCGCGGGGUCGCCGACCCUGCCCCUGACCAAAUCUCUGUCGUUGGACAUGGAGAGGAAAGGCUUCAUCGUCUACGUCGUCUGUGGAUCGCUCGAGGAGGAGGUCAUGGUACAGAAUCUGUCGAGGCCCGACAUCCGGCCGCUCGGCAUCGACAUCACCGACCCUCCGAGUGCCGGCUCGUCGAUCGAGCGGUUCGCCACCUACCUCCAGACACCGCAUGCCGCAGUCCCCCGGACGAGAGCAAACUACCUAACACUUACAUCCAUUAUCCUGAUCCCCUCACUCAACUAUCAGACAUCCCCGAUCGCCACCAUCCCGCCCUCGUCCUUUGCGGACCUGUUUAAUACGCACCUGCUGCACCCCAUCCUCACCAUCCAGUCAUUCCUACCGCUCCUGACGUCCAGGAUAACGCCUCCGGGCGAGACACCGACAACGCCAAAAGUCCUGGUCUUCACGCCUUCCAUAAUCUCCUCCAUAAACCCGCCCUUCCACGCACCCGAAGCCACGGUCUGCUCCGCGCUGUCUGCCUUCACCGAAGUGCUCACGGGCGAGCUGCGGCCCCUGGCCAUCCCCGUGACGCACAUCCACCUGGGGACGUUCGACUUUGCGGGCUUUGUCCCCACCCGCCACUCCAACCUGUUGCCUGCCGCCGAGACCACGGCCUGGCCGGAAUCAGCACGGCACGUGUACGGCAAGAACUACGUAGCGCAGUCCUCUUCUGCCAUCUCGGCAGGCCGCAUCCGUGGCCUGCGAGGCAGCUCCCUCCGCGAGCUCCACAACGCCGUGUUCGACGUGAUCGAUGGAUCCGACCAGAGCGGCGUCGUGCGCAUAGGCCUCGGCGCGGGCUUGUACGGCUUCGUGGGGCGCUGGGUACCGAGGGGCCUGGUGUCCUGGAUGAUGGGCAUCAGGAACGUCGAAGAGCUCAGCACGUGGACCGAGGGCUCGUCCACAAGUAGCGGCAGCGACGGCGGCAGCAGCGAGAACGGAGAGGCCAGCGAGUUUAUUGCCAUUGGCAGGGACGCCGAUGGAGGGGCUAACGUGUGGAAGGAGGAUUAG